UGCCGACAAAUUUAGGAGUUUGUUAUGUAUCCAUCUUCUUUAGUUUCCAAAGAGAAAACUUAAAAUUAUUCAAACAAGAGUGAGUGAGAUACAGGAAAAGUGAACACGGAUUUACACGGAUUUAAGUCUUUUUUAAAAUAAAAGUUCAGAGAAUACGGAAAGCUUGCAUCAAAUAAAAGUUCAGAGAAUACGGAAAGCUUCACAUCAAAUAAGAGCCUCCAAAUUAAGACACUUCCACAAUGGAAUCCACAAUGCAACCAUCUGAUUCAUUUGUGAUAGGAGUGGUGCUGCUCUGUUUGUGUUGGACUGUUAGUGCGGCCCCCACAUACCAUGACUACUGUGUGAUAGGCGCCGGACCCGCGGGCUUACAAAUUGGAUACUUCCUGCAAAGGUCACAGAGAAAUUACGUUAUCUUCGAGAAAUCAAAUUCUGGAGGUUCAUUUUUCACCAAAUAUCCCAUUCAUCGGAAGUUGAUUAGCAUCAAUAAGAUCUACACAGGGAAAAUAAACAAAGAAUACAACCUUCGUCAUGACUGGAACUCACUUCUUAGUGACGAUGAUCGCAUGCUCUUCAAGCAUUUUUCACGUCAAAUGUUCCCGUCGGCAGAUGUCAUGGUCACGUACCUGCAAUCAUUUGCUGACCAUUUUAACCUAACCAUUCACUACAACACGGAAAUAUCAGACAUACAUUCCGUAUAUGGAGACAACACUACUAAGAUCAGUAUGAAGGACCAACACGACAAUCAAUACGUAUGUAGAAUUGCUAUUGUUGCCACUGGAAUAUGGCAGCCCCGCAUCCCCGAUAUCCCUGGACAGGAACUUAUGGACGGUUACGAGAGUUUGUCACUGAACGCAUCGGACUACGAGGGCAAAUCCGUUAUGAUUCUGGGUCGUGGGAACUCUGCUUUUGAAACCGCCACUGCCAUCUAUGACAAAACGAACUUCGUCCACAUGGUCGGUCGACACCGCAUCCGUCUGGCCUGGGAGACUCAUUAUGUGGGCGAUCUCAGGGCUGUAAACAACGAGCUGUUGGACACCUAUCAGUUGAAAUCCUUGGAUGGUCUUCUAGAGUAUGAUAUAAACGAUUACAAGGUUGUUAAGGAGGGGGAAAAGUUGUACCUACGGGAGAACCAUGCCCUGGGCCAACAGUGGACGGAGUAUGACAAUGACCCGCUCCUCACCCCAUACGAUAUGAUCAUCCGCUGCCUUGGGUUCAAAUUUGAUCCGUCGAUCUUUAGAAAAAUUUCAGACGUCGCGGCAAGGCCAUCACAGAAGUAUCCAGUAAUAGAUUACGAUUACCGAUCCUCUGUUGUGGAUGGUAUUUACUUCACAGGAGCAAUAGCACACUCUUUGGACUUCAGACAAUCGGCAGGGGGGUUCAUUCACGGCUUCCGUUACUCCGCACGCAUUCUUUCAAAGAUUCUAAACUGGCGUUACCAUCAAGAGAUAUGGCCGUCAGAAAUUCUCCCAGUCUACAACCUGUCGUCUGCCAUUAUCAAAAGAGUGAACGAGGCUUCAGGACUCUAUCAAAUGUUCACAUAUCUGGGAGAUGUCGUUCUGGUAGACAAAGAUGGAAUGUGUGAGUAUGUUGAGGAAUAUCCAGUAAAGCUGAUACAUAAGUUUGGUGAAGUAACAGGAAUUAAAACAGCAAACAGAAUGGUUCUGGUGGUGGUUUUACAAUACGGUGAGGGGUUUCACGGACCGGAAGAAGACGUGUUCCGAGUGGACAGAGCCGCCACUGAUCCGGAAUUUGCAGAUUAUUCCAAUUUCUUACAUCCUGUCAUUCAUUACUUUUCAGAAGUUCCAAAAGAGGAAGACAUAAAGAGAAGAAAGCGAGGGCAGCCAUUACCUCCUGCAGAAAGGAUUCACCAUGUUCUGGAGGAUUUCUCGGCUAACUGGGACAGACCCCACGCCCACAUCAAACCUCUCAACAAGUUCCUACAACGUAUACUGAAAACCAGCAAUAAAUGCAGAUCACCAACAAACAGUUUCUCAAAGUACUUGGCCUUAACAGAACCUUUAAACACACAAUCUUGUGUUGUUUCUUAAGUUAGGAUUGAAUUUAUUAAAACAACUGAUAACAUUAAAAAGGAGGGCUGUAGAUGUUUUGAUUUUCAAUGAUGCACCCUUCUUGAUAUACGGAGUCUGUACAUUUGGAUUGGAGCACCACAUUUCUCUGACAUCCUAAAAACCACAGCGUCGGUUAUAUUGAGAGUGUUUUUGUUUUUUUAAUUGGGGAGUUGCAGCCAUUGGUGGGAUUCUAAAUCCUGUUAUAUAUUAAUAGUACUGGUUUACUGUUGUAAAUAAAUACUUUACGAAGAU
This is a messenger RNA of Saccostrea echinata, 2321 nucleotides long. Its product is annotated as FAD-dependent oxidoreductase domain-containing protein 2-like. Bases 240 to 2048 code for a protein of 602 amino acids. The record is from RefSeq and is a predicted model, not a curated record. Gene Ontology annotation, molecular function: monooxygenase activity; flavin adenine dinucleotide binding. The transcript is spliced from 10 exons. NCBI's taxonomy places the organism in Eukaryota, Metazoa, Mollusca, Bivalvia, Ostreida, Ostreidae.